AUGCGCGCCUCCUCAUUCUUUCCGGCGUUGCUCGUCACAGUCGCGGCAGCAAAGGCCGUUGCAAUUAACCUUUCGCCCCGACAGUUGAGCAAAAGACAAACGACGGAAGUGUGUACCGAUCUCACCAUCAGCAGCAACAAUGGCGAUCGAAAAGUCGUCCUUGUCAUUGAUAGCAGCGGAUCCAUGCUCGACUACGAUCCGGAUGACUUGCGUCUGGCAGCUGCCCGCUCGCUCAACGACUUCCUGAUCUCGAACGGCGAAGCGGGCGGAGAACGGAAAGCCGACCAGGUCGCCGUUGUCGGCUUCGACUCGUCGUCGUACACCGUUUUCCCGCCUGGCGACCCCGGUAACCCCGCCGCCGACGAGGCCAUCAGCGGUAUCAUCGCGGACGGUGGGACCUACAUUGCCAGCGGCGUGUACGAGGCCAUCGAUCACAUCAACGCAAUGCCGGGAGACACCAAGGAUAGGAGCGCAAUCGUGGUGUUUACGGAUGGCUCGGACUCUGACACGGCCGAGCUCGUUAGUGCAAUCAACGAGGCGACCGGCCUUGGCAUUCGGGUUUCGUUUGGCUACCUAGAUAGCGGUUCGAGCCAGCCUGAUGAGGUCCUCCUGGCCCUGCGCCAGUCCAAGGGCGUGUAUGCCACCAUUGCCUUCGCUGCCGGGUCGCAGAACUUCGUCAACUAUGUGCUCUUAAACGGUCUCACGUACCAGGACAACCCUCAGGGUGCUGGCGACCGUCUUCUAGCGGGUCUUGCCACGACGCAGUUCAUCGACGGGUCAGGCACGGUCGCACUCAAAUACAACGCAGCGCAGGGCGAGCGUGUCAACUUCACCAUCGUCAGCUUCACGGGUGACAGGCUUAAUGUAGAGGCAAAGAUGGGCAGCCAGACACUGUACGCUAGCACCCGUGCCACGUCGAGCAGGCAGUUCUUCGACAUCACCGCGCCGGGUUCCGGGCAGCUCGAUGUGUUCGUAACGUCGCCCGAUUCGCCGACUGAC
Canariomyces notabilis is the source of this 999-nucleotide messenger RNA. RefSeq lists its product as uncharacterized. The transcript has 2 exons. The record is from RefSeq and is a predicted model, not a curated record. Lineage: Eukaryota; Fungi; Ascomycota; Sordariomycetes; Sordariales; Chaetomiaceae. The annotation marks the transcript as partial.